Strigops habroptila (Kakapo) is the source of this 2578-nucleotide messenger RNA. RefSeq names its product chromosome 12 C1orf216 homolog (gene C12H1orf216). The transcript is spliced from 2 exons. Bases 111 to 944 code for a protein of 277 amino acids. NCBI's taxonomy places the organism in Eukaryota, Metazoa, Chordata, Aves, Psittaciformes, Psittacidae. The record is from RefSeq and is a predicted model, not a curated record.
GUGACGCGUCCCCACGCGGGGCCGCUUCCGCUCCCACCCGCGGCGGCGGCGGCGGCGGCGGCGGCGGCGGCAGCGAACCGAGCCCGGGGCGGCGGCAGGACACCGGCGAGAUGUUUGCCGUCUGCCCGCCGGCAAAUGCCCCGUUCCGGCAGGGCCGGGGGGGCCCAGUGCUGGACACGGCCAUCACAGAGGCUGGACAUGGACAGGAUUCCAACUCCAACUUCGUGGGAGAGGUGUGUGACAGCAACGAGAACUGGAGCCGGCCAGCGCCGGGGUCCCCUCCGGAGGAGAGCUCCAGCCGGAGCGAAAACACAACAAAUCCAUCGGAUAAUCUGCUGUUAUUAAUGCAGAGACAGAUGGCCCAGGGCCGGCCUGGGGACACCCCCCUGAGCCUGGGCGCCACACAGCAGCGGCCCCCCGAGCAGGGGGUGCGCAGCCCCCCCGAGGGAGCAGAGGUUGGUGGGGCCGGGGGGCAAAACGCUGCCACCGAGGAGGCAGCCGGGGGCUAUGGCAAGUCCCCGAGCUCCCCUGUGGAGGACAAUGGCUACGGCAGCAGCUCCCUCAGCAUCGACAGCCCCGACAGCGCCUGCGGGAGCACUUGGGACCCUCCUGCCUCUGCCCCCAUCCCCGGGAGCCCACCGCAGCCAGGGGUGUCCAAGCCCGAGCCAGGGACCCUCUUCCCAGUGCUGGCGGCAGCCAUGCAGCACCUCCAGGACAAGGAGCGCUUCAAGGAGCGGGAGAAGGAGAAGCACCACAUCCAGCUGGUGAUGUACCGGCGCCUGGCCCUGCUGCGCUGGAUCCACGGCCUCCAGCAGAAAGUCGUGGACCAGCAGAACCGGUUGCAGGAGAGUUUCGACACCAUCCUGGAUAACCGCAAGGAGCUCAUCCGCUGCAUGCAGCACGGCCCGGUGUGCCCCGCCGGCGCGGCUGCCACCAGCCCAUGAGGUGCCACCGGUGCUGCCAGCACAGCCCUCGCCCUCCUGGUUGGCGCGGGGUUGGCUGGUGGCAUCUCUGUGCUGCAUGCCAAUGCUGAGUGCUGCUGGGCACCAGGGCACUCACCUUGUCCUUCCCAUCUCUCUCCAGUGUAGCUGAGCAUCCCCAAACAUUGAUCUCAGUUUUCCCUCUACAUGGGAAUUCAUUUUCUUCUGCUCCGUGUCCCACUGGUCUGUGGGCCAUGUGGUAUCAGGCUGGGUAGACCUCAGGACCUUGGGGUUUGCUGAGCCCAGCAUGAUGAGGCUCGUCUUUUAGAUAUAAUUUGUGGUCUGUUGUACAUCUGGGAUGUGCUGGGACAGACCCUGUGGUGAGCCCCGUGUGGUGCCACCUCGAGGGCUUCAGGGCAGCAAAGCUUUCAAAUGUACCUGGGCAAAGAGCUUCAGCAUGUGCUCGGGCACCAUCACAAGCUCACUUUGUCCCCUCAUCACGCUCACACCAGCAUGCAUGUACAGAAACAGUGUUGUGGUGUGGGCAAGGCCUCCUGAGCUUGUUCCUCUGGACUUGCCCAGGCGCGCUGCUUAAUGAAGCGCCUGUGAAAGCUUUGCAGAUAAAAUCUAAACUCGUGCAGAGAGAUGGAGACAGAAUAAACCCCAAACUUGUUCUGAAAAGUGACCUCAGAAUGCUUAAAAAAGUGUCAACUGCUUCAAAUCCAGUAUUUUUUUGUUUUGAUUCAGUAUUAGAGAAGAGUUGGAUUUGUACUUACAGCCAGUGUGUAUAUGUGCACAUCUGUCUGUCGUGGGAGAUGCUUUAACAUGGUGCGUGGUCAGGAAGCUGCUUGCAAACUUGUGCUGUUGGUAUUUAUAUUAAUUUAUCAUUUGGAAGCAAAGAGAAUAUGUUUUUCUAAUCUACAUUUUACCCAGUGAGGACUGCAUACAGAAUACAGAGAGCUGGAGAUUAAAAUGGAGAUGCUGUGUUUGUUUGCUGUAUUUUACUAAGUGUUAGUAGGACUUGUAUUCUAUUUAAGUUGCUGAAGUGAAAAGAGCAGCAGUGGGGUUGUUUCACUGUGUGGAGGGGACUGUGCUCCUGCCUGGAGUCCCUGUGCAGAGCCAGGCACUGAUUUUGUUUCUCAUCUGCAAAAGGAGGGUGAUGAGGAAUUUCAGAGGUCCCAAACUUCUUCCUGCCCUCGCAGUGGAGCUGAGAGGUGGCUGCAUCCCCACCGGGACAGUGUCCGGCCGCCUGGGCAGAUCCCAGCUUCCACCGACCACUAGAUGCUACUGCACCACAAAGAAAUAGCCACGGCCAAGCUGUGACCUGUAGGGCCAGGGCUGCACCGAGCCCUCUGUCCUACACCAGGGCAUAGCCGGGCUCUGCUCCCGCCCGAGGCUGUGGGUAAAUUGGGAUCUGCAAAACUCUGCUUCUGAAAAGGACAUUGUGGUGGCAAAGACUACCCUUGGCUCAAAGUGACCUGUGCUGGCCACUGCACCCGGUGCUGGGAACCAAGGGAGUCCAGCAGAAUCACACCCUCACUGCCUCGCCACCCUCCUGCUUGCUCGUAUCCAGCGCCUGCUGCCUGUGUCGUAUCCCAAGCGUGUGUUUGUGGGCAUGUUGCACACCUUAAUAAAAGCCUUGGAGGUGAAAGAGCUGA